Striga asiatica is the source of this 1438-nucleotide messenger RNA. NCBI's taxonomy places the organism in Eukaryota, Viridiplantae, Streptophyta, Magnoliopsida, Lamiales, Orobanchaceae. The record is from the annotation of a GenBank genome assembly.
GUUUGUGCUCAUGAGAGAGUAUCCCUUUGUCUUUAUUCAAAUAACACAAUAAAAAACCCAGAAAGAAAAUGAAAUGAACACACACUAUAUAAUUCGCAUAUUCACACACACACAAAACAAUUUGCAGCUCUGACCCUCUUUUGCUUUGCUUCGUCGCUACCUUUUUCCUGUUUGUCAAUUAUUUACCAACAAAUUUCAUAGUAGUAAAGAAAAAGUGGAACGAUGGAGUGGGAAAAGCAACCGCCGCGGGCGGCGGAGGAGGCGGGCGGCGGCGUCGUUGGUGGCGGGAUGUUUGUGAAGGUGAUGACCGACGAGCAAAUGGAGGUUCUUAGGAAGCAGAUAGCGGUGUACGCCACCAUUUGCGAGGAGCUCGUCGAGCUACACAAAUCCCUCACUUCGCAGAACGAUCUUGCCGGUGUGAGGCUGGGUAACCUAUACUGCGACCCAUUAAUAGCCAGUGGGGCCCACAAAAUCUCCGGGAGGCAACGUUGGACCCCAACUCCAAUGCAGCUCCAGAUCUUAGAACGCAUAUUCGACCAGGGGAUCGGGACCCCGAGCAAGCAGAAGAUCAAAGAGAUAACUGCUGAGCUGUCUCAACACGGUCAGAUAUCCGAGACUAACGUCUACAACUGGUUUCAGAACAGGCGGGCCCGCUCAAAGAGAAAGCAGCAAUCUGCCCCAUCCACUAAUGACUCUGAAGUCGAAACUGAGGUUGAGUCCCCCAAUGACAAGAAGACUAGGCAGCCCGAAGACGAGUUCCAGCCCAUGCUGCCUGCCAGGCCCAAUCAGGAGCUCUGCUUUCAGAGCCCGCGGGCCCAUCCUGUGGACCUGCACGCGGGGAAGCACGACUCUGCCUUGCCUCAGGAGGGAAGCUCCAAGUUCGGUGAGGCCAUGAGCCAGAUGUCGUUCUAUGGGAGUAUGUUGUCAAAUACAAGAAUGGACCAGUUCAUGGGAAAGAUGGAAGUACCGGGGAGUUAUAGUCCUUAUUUGCAGCAAGAUGAGUACAGCAUGGAGGGUUGAGCAUAAUUUAUAGUUUUUAUAAUGUAUGUGGUUCUUUUUACAAAUUAUUAAUAUUCUAGUCUCAAGUGAUAAAGCCAAAUCGCGGGUUCUGAUCGUCUCAUGUUCUUGGAGAUUCAGAGCCCGAACAUGAAGACCGAACUUAUCCCACUAGCAAAUUAUGUUGGUAUUAUUGCCAAAUUAAUCAUUGGACAUCUUCUUUCUUCCCUGAUUCAAUCUAUACCUCUUUCUUUCUUUUUAUCAUCAUGGUGGCUUAUAUAGUUUAGAGUUUACUCUCCCUGUCUUGUUUCGGGUCUUCUUUUUCCUCUGUUGGGCAUCUGCAGUGUGUAUCAUAUUAUCUUUGACAGAUUUACAAUUUUCUAAGUUUGUAAUGUUUUAUGACAAAAACUAUAUCUAUAUGCCCAACUGUAGACUUCAGUAA